Messenger RNA from Coffea arabica (coffee), 831 nucleotides. The record is from RefSeq and is a predicted model, not a curated record. Lineage: Eukaryota; Viridiplantae; Streptophyta; Magnoliopsida; Gentianales; Rubiaceae.
AUGUUCGGACGAGGAGCCGGAGGGGGACGAAAAUCGGGAGAAGGCCAAGGGGCUCAGUCCAGGGGUGGCCCAGUGGGGAGAGGCCAAGGAGAAAGUUUCCAGAGGGGUUCAGGUUCGGCGUCUCGUGGACCUUGUGGGUACUGCGGGAAGCCAAAUCAUUCUGAGGACAACUGCUGGAAGAAAGGGGGGAAAUGUCUGCAUUGUGGAAGUGCAGACCACCAACUUGCCACCUGCCCAAUUCUAAAACAAGAUGGAAAGGGGAGUCAGCAACCACCGAGGAUCAACGCUGGACCAGCUAAGGGAGAGGUAACGAAGCCUAAGGUCGCAGCUCGCGUAUACUCGUUAGAGCCACAGCAGGUCCCAGAUUCCUCUGAGGUCGUAGAAGGUACGAUUCCUGUAUUCCACCGCUUUGCAAAGGGGUAUGAUGUGAUUCUGGGCAUGGACUGGUUAGCUAGGUAUAAUGCCCAAUUAGAUUGUAAAAAGAAGGUGGUGGAGUUUCGCAUUCCUGGGAAGGCGACCCUAAGAUUAGAUAUAAGGGGAAGGUUAGCCUCAUCCGCUCUGAUCUCGGGCAUACGGGUUAGGAAACUGCUCAAUAGAGGGGCGCAGGGAUUUUUGGCCUUUCUAAUUAACACCCCGACGGAUAAAUUGAAGGUGGAGGAUGUGCCCAUAGUAAGGGAAUACCCAGAUGUGUUUCCUGACGAGUUAGUAUCCUUGCCUCCGAAGAGAGAGGUAGAAUUCAAGAUCGACCUACUAUCGGGAACCUCACUUAUCUCAAAAAUCCUGUAUCGGAUGGCCCCUACGGAGCUUAAGGAGCUAAAAUUGCAAUUAUAA